Messenger RNA from Trematomus bernacchii (emerald rockcod), 9320 nucleotides. RefSeq names its product solute carrier family 8 member 1b (gene slc8a1b). Gene Ontology annotation, molecular function: calcium:sodium antiporter activity. Bases 528 to 3365 code for a protein of 945 amino acids. Gene Ontology annotation, cellular component: axon; postsynapse; sarcolemma. The record is from RefSeq and is a predicted model, not a curated record. Gene Ontology annotation, biological process: calcium ion import across plasma membrane; cell communication; sodium ion transmembrane transport. Lineage: Eukaryota; Metazoa; Chordata; Actinopteri; Perciformes; Nototheniidae. The transcript has 11 exons.
UCGCUCUCCUCCUCCUCUCUCUCUUUCUCUCUCUCUCUCCUUUUCUCUUGCGCUUGCACGGAGUGAGAGGGGCAUCGGGAAGGGAAGAAUGAGGAAGAAGUCGGCUGUGCUGCGCGCCUCGUCCCAACAAAUGCGGGUUUGCUGAUGAAGCUCCGCUCCGGUUAUCCGAUCAUACAGGUCUUACACGUCCCGCUGCAUGGAAACGAAGAGUAGGCAACAACCGAAAACAACAGCAACAAAUAAUAAGCUGUCAGUGCAUGGGAAUCCGGACACCUCUCCCUCUCUUUUGUGCGUCUCGCUGUGUGGAUACGCUGCCUUGGCUGGCGUAUAAGAGCUCCCUGCGUCUCCAUUACCAUUCUCCACUACUGGCUUACCUCUACUUCUCCUCCUCCUCCUGGUUCUGCUACUAGUAGAGCUUUAGUCCUGCUUUUACUACUGACUGCCUUCUCCAGAUUGUGGACACUCUGGAUAAACAGGUUUGAUAUCCUCAUAAAUCGUCACCUAACGGUGCUGGUUUGGACGUCAUCAUGGGUCGCUGGGAUCACUCAUCCCUCCUGUCCCCUGCCCUGAGGGUAGCAGUCUUCACGGUGAUCAUCCUCCUAAAGCUCGAUCCCUCUUUGGCCGGCACUCUGCCUGAGCAGAGUUUCGAUGGCUCCGUUUUAGCGGUGUCCACCAACAAAACGGAAUGCAGCAUGGCUGAGCCAUGCGCCAAAGGGGUGGUCCUUCCUAUUUGGGAGCCUCAGAACCCGUCAUUUGGUGACAAAGUUGCCCGGGCAACAGUUUAUUUUGUGGCUUUAGUCUACAUGUUCCUUGGCGUGUCGAUCAUUGCAGACCGUUUCAUGGCAUCGAUAGAAGUCAUCACGUCUCAAGAAAAGGAGAUCACUAUAAAGAAGCCCAAUGGAGAAACCACCACCACCACCGUUCGGAUCUGGAACGAGACCGUCUCCAAUCUCACCCUCAUGGCUCUGGGCUCGUCGGCUCCUGAGAUCCUGCUGUCCGUCAUAGAGGUCAUAGGUCACGGGUUUGAAGCUGGCACACUGGGCCCCGCCACCAUUGUGGGUUCUGCGGCAUUCAACAUGUUCGUCAUCAUCGGGCUUUGUGUGUACGUUGUUCCCGACGGCGAGACGAGGAAGGUCAAGCACCUCCGCGUGUUCUUCGUCACGGCCACCUGGAGUAUCUUCGCCUACAUCUGGCUCUACCUGAUCCUGUCCGUGAUCUCUCCCGGCGUGGUGCAGGUGUGGGAGGGGCUGCUCACCUUCUUCUUCUUCCCCAUAUGUGUGCUGUUCGCCUGGGUGGCCGACCGCCGCCUGCUGUUCUACAAGUAUGUGUACAAGCGCUACCGCACUGGAAAGCAGCGUGGCAUGAUCAUCGAGACCGAGGGAGACCGCCCACUUCCUUCCAAGGUGGACAUUGAGAUGGAUGGGAAGAUGCUGAACUCUCAUGGUGUUGACUUCCUGGAUGGACCAUUGGGUUUGGAUAUAGAUGAGAAAGAUCUGGAUGAAGACGAGACCCGCAGAGACAUGGCCAAGAUCCUGAAAGAGCUCAAACAGAAACACCCUGACAAGGAGGUGGAACAACUCAUUGAGCUUGCCAACUACCAAGUCCUGAGCCAGCAGCAGAAGAGCCGCGCUUUCUACCGAUGCCAGGCCACCCGGCUGAUGACAGGCGCUGGAAACAUCCUGAAGAAACACGCCGCUGAUCAGGCCCGAAAAGCCGUCAGUAUGCACGAGGUUCGCUCUGAUAUCGGUGAUAACGACCCCAUCUCCAAGCUCUUCUUUGACCCCAGUUCUUACCAGUGCCUUGAGAACUGUGGCACAGUGGCGGUGACCGUGGUGCGACGCGGUGGCGAUUUGGGCAAAACCAUUUCUGUGGACUACCGUACAGAAGACGGCACGGCCAACGCUGGCUCGGACUACGAGUUCACCGAGGGCAUGGUGGUCUUCAAGGCUGGUGAGACGAUGAAGGAGAUCCGUGUGGGGAUCAUCGACGACGACAUCUUUGAAGAGGAUGAGAACUUCCUGAUCCACCUAACCAAUGUCAGGAUGUUGACAUCAGAGGGCGAGGAGCCAGAGGAAGGCGAGUCGGCGAAUCACGUGGAAACAAUGGCGUGUCUCGGCCUUCCCGCAACGGCGACCGUUACCAUCUUUGACGACGACCACGCAGGUAUCUUUACGUUUGAGGAGCCGGUAUUCCACGUGAGCGAGAGCGUUGGCACCAUGGAGGUCAAGGUGCUGAGAACGUCAGGAGCCCGCGGCGUGGUAACGCUGCCGUACAAGACGGUGGAGGGAACAGCACGAGGUGGCGGAGAGGACUUCGAAGACAUUCACGGUGUCCUGGAGUUCCAGAACGACGAGAUCUUUAAAAUCAUCAAGGUGAGAGUAAUCGACGACGAGGAGUACGAGAAGAACAAAACCUUCUACUUAGAGAUCUCAGGGCCUCGCCUGGUGGGGAGCAACGACACCAAAGAGGAACAGCUGAAGGAAGUGGAGGAGGAUGAAGAGGCGCUGGCAGGAAAAGAUGAAGACGAUCAGCGCGUUGCUGACAUGGGCCGACCCAUGCUGGGAGACCACGUCAAACUGGAAGUCAUCAUCGAGGAAUCGUAUGAGUUCAAGAACACGGUGGACAAGCUGAUAAAGAAGACCAACCUGGCUCUGCUGGUGGGAACCAACAGCUGGAGAGACCAGUUCAUAGAGGCCAUCACUGUGAGCGCAGGUGAGGAUGAUGACGAUGACGAGUGCGGGGAGGAGAAGCUGCCGUCAUGUUUCGACUACGUGAUGCACUUCCUCACCGUGUUCUGGAAGGUUCUGUUCGCCUUUGUCCCGCCCACAGACUACUGGAACGGCUGGGCUUGCUUCGUGGUCUCCAUCUGUAUGAUCGGCCUGCUGACCGCCGUCAUUGGAGACCUGGCCUCUCACUUUGGCUGCACAGUCGGCCUCAAGGACUCCGUCACAGCAGUAGUGUUUGUGGCACUGGGCACCUCUGUACCAGAUACCUUUGCCAGUAAGGUGGCUGCUACCCAGGAUCAGUAUGCAGAUGCAUCCAUUGGAAAUGUGACAGGCUCUAAUGCUGUCAAUGUUUUCCUCGGCAUCGGGGUGGCGUGGUCCAUCGCAGCCAUUUACCAUAACAGCAGAGGGGAGGAGUUCAGGGUGGAUCCGGGCCAGCUGGCCUUUUCCGUCACGCUCUUCACUAUCUUUGCCUUUAUCGCCGUCGGCACGCUAAUGUACCGACGGCGGCCAGAUAUCGGUGGAGAGCUCGGAGGGCCCCGGACGGCGAAGGUCCUGACCACCAUGCUGUUCUUCAGCCUGUGGCUCCUCUACAUCCUCUUCUCCUCACUGGAGGCCUACUGCCACAUCAAGGGCUUCUAAGAUGACAAGAGAUGACGAAAGGGAAGGGUGGGACAGGAGGAGAACACGGAAGAAGUGGAGGAGGAUGAACGUAUGGAUUUGGAAAUGAUGGCUGUCUCAUUGAUCUAUCACUCCCUCCCUUUACGCAAGACUGAAUGCCAGAUGAAUGGAUGGAUGUACAGAUGAAGAAAUGAAAGAGGCAUUAAAGUAUCUAUAAACAUACCUGAAGGAAAUACGGAUGCAUGGAAGGGCAACGACAAACAGGAAAAUCAAAGGAGCGAGAGAGAUAGCUCAGAAAAUAGAAGAAUCGCAGAAUACACUUAAGAAGAAGUUUUUUUGUCUUGAUCUAUAAUCCAAACCAAUCAAGUUGUCUUAAACCCAAACCCAUUUCAAAUACAUAAAACCAAACCCAAAACACCUACAAUGUGUCACUGCUGGAUUGACCAUACAGAAGCGAAGAAAAUGAGGUUCAACAAAACAAGGAGGGUUAAAGAAGACCAAUCUCACAGCUCCUCGGAUAUGUGGCUUUAACAACAGAAAUCCCAUUAAUCCCCUCCAGUCGGAGCGAUGCUAUUCCCCCGUCCAAUUAGAGUAACAGGCUUGAGUGUGACCGGAAAGGACAGACUAACUUUAUCAGUAUGAACAUGCAUGGACAGACAAUACUGGAAACACAAUCAGAAGAAACCGGAUGUAUUGCCACAACUGUUUAAUGACAACAAACUGUGCGUGCUGGUGUGUGACUGUGUUUCUGUGCUUGUGUGCUGUGGGAAGAUGGUCAAGUACUGUGAAAAAAAACGCCUCUCUUUUUGCUGUCGCUGCGUGAGACUGAAUAUGCUUUCGUAUUCAAGGUCUUUUUGACUCCCACUCUCCCAGCCUGUAGAAUUGCUGACUCUUUUUGCGGGAGGCCGCGUUUAAGAUAUGAAAUGUUUUGAACACCGCUGAGAGCUGAGCGUACAUUGCAGCUCCACAAUUUUCCUUCUGAAUGUCUUGGUUACGCCAUGCGCUCUCGAACAGGCCAUCUUUCUGUUGCUUUAUACAGUAGGUGUAAAUGAUUUAAGGUCUAAUAUGAAUCAAGAAAGGGUUAGUGUGCUUUUACCUUUAAAAGGCCGUGUCUGAGAAGACAAAAUGGCCGCUUUACCGUUUAAAACUGUUAGAGAAACUAUAAUCAUUGCAUAAAUAUCUCGGUAAAUCUUGUGUGUUUUCGUUGGGGUUUUCUUAAACUGUGGAAUUCUUUUACAUGAUUUUCCACCUAUGAGAUUCCCGCCAUCAUGUGUCAAUUGUAACAUUGCAAAAGACUUUCAAAAGUAGGUACUGCCCUCUGUGAUACUCAUAGUUUGCUUAACUGCCUCCGCCAUUGUUUUUCUAACUUUGAUGCCGCUUUCCCAUUGGUUCACUCAAACGCUUGUGUCGUUAUCCCUGUGUGUCUUAAGCACCUCCCCCUGGCUGGUCAGUGGACCAAUCAAAAUCCUCAAGGGCUUUGUAAGAAACAACCACUAAUCUGUUACCCUGACCCUUGAUGUAUUAUUCUUCACCUAGAUUGGUCUUUUGGGGGCAAUUUAACAGGGAUUUGUAUUCCAUAGCAUUAUACACCACCUGCUCAGAUGUUAGGACCUAUCUUCAGCGUAUCUUAAAAAAAAGACUGCAUGAAAAAUUAAUUGAGAAUAAAAGGUUGUCCGACCAAGUUAGCUACAUUUUGGCAAAAGCGACCCAAUGAUCCAAAGUUCUCUGUCGGACAAGACUUGUCCCAGUUCAUUACAAAGACUUCCUAUAUAUUGUACCUUAUUCCAAAUUAACUCACAUCUUCUUUUCCAGGCUGCCUCCACACUAACUCUUAAAGAUAAUACUAUACUUCAGGUAUGUGGAUCAUGCAGGCCUAAAUCCAAAGGAAUUAAUAAACAUCUGAGUUUAUAUUUUGUCUCUUUUUUCAAAGCAAUGCGUUUGCUCUUGACUGAAGAAACAUAAUGUAAUUCAAUGAUUCAUGCCGGCUUGGAAACCAACUCUUAAGCCGUCAGAUAAAGGAAUAGAUAAAAACCUAUUAGCUAUUGUUGAAGAAGUAGGCUUACUCACAGAUACAAAUAAAUACUUUUGCUUAGGGUACAUCUAAUCUCCGACACCUAGAUUCUGUUGAACCAGCUCACAGACUUUUGAAGACAACUCUUUAGCAAAUAAAAUAGGAUAAUGAUAUUAUAAAUAUGCCAAGCUUAUUUGAAAUCCCUAUUCAAGUGGGCUCGCUAGUUAAGAUGUAACAAUUAAACUGCAGAUAUCAACAGACUUACAAACUGGGAAUCUUUAAUCGGUUAUGGAAAGACAAUUAAAAUAUGUCCAGAAGUGUGUGUAGAAAAUAAUACUUCUAGGCUGUCAACUGGCAGAGAGGUUUACACUUUAGACUGUUAACAAUUUUACCCUAAAACCACAGAGAUCUAAACGUUCACAAAACGUACUGUUUACCUAAGGCACUCAAAAAGUCCAUAGUUUGUUGAAUGGCACUAUAUGCAUCUAAAUUGGCCAGAAUUUUCCUGCUGAUGUUGUGUUUUUUACUUGAUGUAUAAUAUAAUAGUUAGUAUUUUAAUUGUCAUCUGUAACGUAGGUAGUCUGGGCUAAAUGUUAUCCUUUAAAUCUUGGCAAAAAAUCUUGUCGCGGACAACUUAAUCGCCUGUGAGAAAGAAGAGCCCUGGAUUGGAUGAGUUUGGCAAAGCCACACUAUCUUGAGUAGAUUUUAUAUAAAGAUGGUCUUGGUUUUGUAACCUGAUCACCAAAUGAUGCGUGGAGAAUCAUCCCAGAACGGAAAUCUGGCCAAACUCUAAAAAAAGACUCUGUAGUAUGCAGACUUUUGUUAUUUGCAGCACCAUUGUUGCACAUUUUCAAAACAACUUAAACAUUAAAAAACAUUCUAUAAACUCUGAUAAUAAAUAAAACAUUUGACAGCCACUUGUAUUUGCCAAACUCUUGACAAUGCACGGCUCUCCGUUAGAGUAGCUGUUCUCUCGUGAAGGCCUUGGAGUGGCAGUUUACCCCUGUUUUGCCAAAGGGAAAUCUUUCUAUUAGAAACUUACUAUUUGCAGUCCGACCUGUAAAGGGUUUUCUAACCAAUGGAUCUUUCUUAAAACACCAAAUAUUAUUCAUAUGUCAUUAACAAUUUGAAAGGAGACAUGUCGUUUUAACCUUACCAGAAUCUUUCUAUUUAAAUGUGUAUGCAUUUGUCUCUUCACUGGCAUGGAGCUUAAGGUUUAUACACUGUAAAAAGUUAUGCUAGCUUGUGCAAAAAAAAAAAAAGAAAUAACAUUGUCGAAGCUUUUUGCAUCGCUUUUUGAGUAAACUCAACAGGGUUUAAAUUAUCGUAGAUAUUGCUAAAUCAUUUUGGAUUUACUUAAAACGUGCCAGCUGCUUCAUUUGUCAGAGUGAACUUGUGUAGGAAUGAAAAGCUUGCAGUAAUGUAGUUGUUUGCAUCAAAUUAGUUUGCUGCACAAAUUUGACAGAAGCUAACAUUUUUUUAAUUGAUGGGAAUAUAGUUAUUUUGCUACACCGGCUUUGUUGCAAUGCCUCUUUCAGUGUGUCUACCUUGACUUAUAAAGCUAGUCUGACUUGAAGCUAAUGGCAGAUUAACGACAGCUUUUCAAAGCCUCACCGUUUGGACCAAGCCUGGAAGCUAAACUCAACAAACAAAAUGUUAGCUGUGACUAGCAGGUUCGAGCUGCUAAGCUAACCUGGAUAAGAAUCAAAAUAGCGCUUUAGCUUAGCUUCCUUACUUGGUUUGGACAUUGGAGGUUUGAAGGGUCAAAGGUUAGCCAGGCCACCGCUGUAAAUAUAACACUAAGAGCAAGCAAGGAGUAGAAAGAUAAACUGUAGACUUUUUUUGAAGAAGCUAGCAGAGUUUUAGAUGAAGGAAAAGCAUUGCACUGGUUCUUGUCGCUUAUGUGAAACGGCUACUUUUAUGUUUCGUCGAAAACACUAAUGAAGUUGCUUCUGAUGUAAACAACAACAACAGAUUUUGUUUUUUGACUGAUGUACACAGUAAAAAUGUUGUACCUGAUGUAAAAAAAAAAAAAGAAAACAACGGUGGUGAACCAUUAACGAUGUUGCUUCUGAUGUAAAGAUUGAUGAUGCGUUUUCGUUGCCUCGUUCACUUCUUGACGGAUUGUCUGUCUGACGGGAAAAACUGUCUGUCCGAGGAAUAAAUGAAUGCAACAGCGAACGGACGGACGGACAAACAAAAGGAAAGACAAACACCCCUGCUGAUACGAGCUGAGCAACGUCAUGCUGAGAUGUUGUACUGUUGGAAAAAAUACAUUACCAGAGCUAUUCUCUACCCUUAAAGUAACAUUUAACAUUGUAGAAAGAUGAUUAUAACGGGAGGUUAUGAACAUUAAAAAAAAAAAAAAACAUGAAGUUACAGCCAUACAUUGAUUUCUGGGUCAGAGAGAUUGAAAUGGACUUCUCCUGCUCAGCAUGUGUAUUGUUAUUGUGUCUAUCUGUCCCUCUGUGUCUCUUCCCUCUUUCUCUGUCUCUCUGCUGCCAAAGCAACCGAAACCGGCAGCAAUCCUUUUCGUUCCGUCUUUUUCUCCCCUCCGUCUCCCUAUGCCAUGUUUUUCAUAUUUGGGAAUGUCAAUGUGCUAACUUGUUGACACUGUGCAUGAAUGAUAACAUGUCUGUAUAUAGUAUUAGAGAAUCGUAUCCCAUUCCCCUGGUGUUGACAACAAAAUGGUUCGAAUGUUGUACAGAUUCUGGUUUUCUGUUCAUCUUUGAUUCUGUUCGAUUACAUUUUGUCUUUUUUUCAAAUGUGUGUAGAUCUUAAAACAAUGUUUUUUAAUUUAAACAAAGAAGUAACUUGCACAUUAAUGUUUGAUUAACUAAUUAAGGGUGUUUUUUUGGUAAAAAGGCAAUAUCUGCUGUUAUUGAAUGAGAGAGGAGAUCUUAAAGGAGUUAUGUAUCUUAAAUAAAUAAUCUAUAAGAGAGUUGCAUGGGUUAUUUGUACAGAAAAAAGACACUGCUUGCUACUUCUACCAUAACUGUAUUCUCUAACAGAGGGUGAGGGAUACUGUGUGUACAUCUAAAGGUUAUUUUGUCAUUAAAGAAAUAAUAAUAAUAAUAAUAAUAAUAAUAGUGUGUAUAUACUGUACAGUGUUAUAAGUGAGGUGGACUAUAUGGCCACCACGCUAAGCGUAGAGAGUUAAAUCUACAUAUUUAUUUAAUGGAAACAAAAACACUCACUUCACUCAAGAAUGACAUAUAUUGCCUUUUUUGAAGAAGUUUGCUUAAAGUGUCUCUAUCACUCUUUCUUCUAUAUGUCUUUUUCCCCCAUUCCAUCUUUGUCUUUUAUUUUUAUAUUGGAGGGGCGGUUUAUAUUUCUCUGGCUUUUUCAUUUCUUCACGGUUUAUUCGGACUCAGCCAUUGUCACUUUUUCCAUUUGUCUGGCUGUUUGAUCCCUCUGACUCAACAUAUCUCAUCUGUCUUUUUACAUGUAUAUCCAUCUAUAGUUCAAAAGAAUAUGUCUCCAUCUGUUUGAUUCUCUCAAAGGAUCAUUUGUCUUGACUUGAGACACCAUCUGUCUGAUUCAGAACCGUCUGCCAUUUUAAAUCUGUUUCCUUAAUCCUGCACGUCUUUCUCCACCUCCACAUCCUUUUCUUCAUUUCUCUGUCCUUCUUCUCUUCUCUCGUGCGUAGUUGGGAUACUAAACGUUUGUUAAUUUGAUUUGGUUUAAAAAUGAAACAGUUAUAUUGUUGAUCAUAAUGAAGAUUUUUAUUUUUUAUUUCAAUGUUUUGAUUUCUUUUUCUCUCAUGAUUUGCCGCUGUCCUCUGUGUGCGCGUGUGUGUUGAUUUAGUUUAUUUCUAUUAAUUUUUGUUGAACACCAACUGAUCAGAAGAAAGUUGUUGUAUGUGUGUUGCCACUAACUGUGACUGCUCUUCAUGGUACUUCUGAUAAAACCAAUAAAAUAAAGUUUGGGAUACCCUGUUUCAGAGACCCUGCGACUCCACUGCC